Molecule: messenger RNA, 1167 nt
Organism: Dioszegia hungarica
Lineage: Eukaryota; Fungi; Basidiomycota; Tremellomycetes; Tremellales; Bulleribasidiaceae
Product: putative alanine-glyoxylate transaminase
Exons: 6
Coding region: 1-1167 (388 amino acids)
Cellular component (GO): peroxisome
Molecular function (GO): L-alanine:glyoxylate transaminase activity; L-serine:pyruvate transaminase activity
Source: RefSeq, a predicted model, not a curated record
AUGUCCAACCAGGACUUCAAGCAGGCGCCGCACAAGCUCCUCGUUAUCCCGGGUCCUAUCGAGUUCGCCGACCCCGUACUGCUUGCCAAUGCGACACCGGGGACAUCGCACGUCUCCCCGGCGUUCAUCCCGGUCUUUGGUGACUGUCUGAGGAUGCUCAAGAAGGUGCUGUAUGCCGAGAAGGAGGGGAAUCAGAGCGUGUUGAUUAGUGGCAGCGGGACGAUGGGGUGGGACGCUGCGGCCGCCAACUUGCUCGAGCAGGGGGAUGAGGCUGUCGUUCUCAACACUGGCUACUUUGGCGACUCCUUCGCCGAGUGUCUCGGGGUGUACGGCGCCAAGGUCACCCAGGUCAAAUGCCCCGUCGGCGGCGUUCCCACAGACGAGCAGAUUAUCGAGUCGCUCAAGUCUCAGCCCAAGAUGAUUACCAUCACCCACGUCGACACAUCUACCGGCGUCCUCUCCCCCGCCGCCCACAUCUCCUCCCUCGUCAAGAAACACUCCCCCUCGACGCUCAUCGUCCUCGAUGCCGUCUGCGCCGUCGCGUCCGAGGAGAUCCGGUUCGACGACUGGGGCCUCGACAUGGUCAUCUCCGCCACGCAGAAGGGAUUGGGCACGCCCCCUGGUCUGUCCGUCUGCGUCAUUUCCAGGCGCGCAGUUGAGACGCUCGCAGCGCGCAAGACACCGGUACCGAGCUAUUAUAUCAGCUGGAACAAGUGGUUGCCGGUCAUGAAGGCUUAUGAGGAGGGUCGGCCAAUGUACUUUGCGACUCCCCCCGUACAGCUCGUGUACGCCCUCCACGCCUCUCUCAAGUCUAUCACGACCCAGUCUCCCUCCCUCGAAGAGCGGUUCGCGCAGCACAAGGCCGUCUCCAAGCAGGUCAAGGACAAGCUCACUGAUCUGGGUUUCGGAUUCGUCCCCACGUCAAGAGAUCACGCUGCGAAUGGGAUGACGGCGGCCAAGUAUCCCAAGGGGAUUGCGGCGGCUGAUAUCUUGCCUAAGCUUGCCGAGAAAGACAUUGUGGUGGCUGCAGGUCUGCACAAAGCGAUCGCGUCGGAAUACUUUAGGAUUGGGCAUAUGGGCGUGACUGUCACGGAUAAGGAGAGGGGAGAUGUGGACAAGGUGCUCAAAGGGAUUGAGGAGGUUUUGAAGGCCAAGAAGCAGGAUUGA